UCCCGGAAGUGAAACUAUCGCAACACGGAAGUGCCUGGAACGAAAACAAAUAUUUCUGGAGAUCGUCAGUCAGUGAAGAAUCAAUCGGCCCUGAUAUUUUAUAUCAGCGUCCACUGACGGGACUAAUCCGGGGCGACAGUUUUUCAAGAUGGAGUGGCUUUUUGGAAAGAAGAAGACUCCAGAGCAGAUGCUGCGUCAGAACCAGCGAGCUCUGAACAAAGCCAUGAGAGAACUGGACAGAGAGCGGACUAAACUAGAGCAACAGGAGAAGAAGAUCAUCGCUGAUAUCAAGAAGAUGGCCAAGCAGGGACAAAUGGACGCUGUGAAGAUCAUGGCCAAGGACUUGGUGCGUACCAGACGAUACGUGAAGAAGUUCAUCAUGAUGAAAGCUAAUAUCCAGGCAGUCAGUCUGAAGAUCCAGACCCUGAAGUCAAACAACAGCAUGGCCCAGGCCAUGAAGGGAGUGACCAAAGCGAUGGCCACCAUGAACAGACAGCUAAAGCUUCCUCAGAUCCAGAAGAUCAUGAUGGAUUUUGAGAAGGAAAGUGAGAUCAUGGACAUGAAGGAGGAGAUGAUGAAUGAUGCCAUUGAUGACGCAAUGGGAGAUGAAGAUGAUGAGGAGGAAAGUGACGCCAUCGUGACUCAGGUUCUGGAUGAGCUGGGUCUCAAUUUGUCGGACGAGUUGUCAAAUCUUCCAGCCACCGGUGGAAGUUUGUCGGUGGCAGGUGGAAAGAAGGAAGUGCCUCAAGCAGCACUUGCUGAUGCCGAUGCAGACCUUGAGGAGCGGCUCAAAAACCUACGAAAAGAUUGAAAGCGUUUUUCAUUGAGGCUGUCAUAUUCACACACUGUCAGAUUUUGUUUUUUGGUUGGUGAAAUGUUUUAUAAAAACAAAUAUCCUACUGGUUGUUUAUUUGGUAUCCUGUAAAAAAAAUAGUGUGGGUUAAUCUUCCAGAUAAUUCUUGAGGUGCAGGGGAGCUAUAUUAAGCUGUCAAUCACAAUACAAGAUCAUCUUGAGAACUUGCUGGAUCUGUUCAACACUUAACAUCUCCAUUAUACCAAGAACUAGUACUCGAGUGACACAAGAACGCAGAUGCUGGCAGAGGCAUUUUCUGCGCCUCUGUGAUAUGUUUUCACAAUUGGCCACACAGACACAACUGCAUUACACUACAACACACAAGGCACGAGGUUCAUUGUCUGCCCAAAUGAAAUAAGUGACGGCAUGAGAAGUAGGAAGGAUCAUUUACAGGGGAUCAGAGCCGUCUUUUGUCAUUGAAUCAGCAGAUGAUGCCACUACUAGACCGAUGCAGACUAACUUAAGGUUGUCAACCUCAUUUAGCAUUUUGUUUCCAAGUAUGAAAUCACAAGUCUGAUUAUAUACAGGAAGCAUGUGCCUCAUCACUACUUUCACUUUAAAUAUGAUCUUAAAGUAAACCAUGCUUCAUUCUUUUGAAUUGCAAACAGAAAUUCAGAGUGUGAGUGUGUAACAGCUUCAAUUAAUUAAUGUAAAGAGAACUUUGUUAUAUCAGCUGACUUGACCAAAAUGUCAAUACCCAGUUUUCAGGUCAAAGUUGUUUUUUUCUGAUUUCAAUAAAUAUUUUUAUCCAA
Messenger RNA from Synchiropus splendidus (mandarinfish), 1605 nucleotides. It is a transcript of the gene chmp2a, whose product is annotated as charged multivesicular body protein 2A. Gene Ontology annotation, biological process: late endosome to vacuole transport; protein transport; endosome transport via multivesicular body sorting pathway. Lineage: Eukaryota; Metazoa; Chordata; Actinopteri; Syngnathiformes; Callionymidae. The record is from RefSeq and is a predicted model, not a curated record. Gene Ontology annotation, cellular component: multivesicular body; ESCRT III complex. Bases 149 to 811 code for a protein of 220 amino acids. The transcript is spliced from 6 exons.